AUGUGCAUUAGUAGCAAUCUGUUCCAGCGUGUUCAUAAAUCUAUCUAUCUAUCUAUCUAUCUAUCUAUCUAUCUAUCUAUCUAUCUAUCCUCGUCUGUUCGUAUCUAUCUAUCUAUCUAUCUAUCCCUAUCUAUCUAUCUAUCUAUCUAUCUAUCUAUCCUAUUCAUCUAUCUAUUCGUAUCUAUCUAUCUAUCUAUCUAUCUAUCUAUCUUCGUCUGUUCGUAUCUAUCUAUCUAUCUAUCUAUCUAUCUAUCUAUCUAUCUAUCUAUCUAUCCUCGUCUGUUCGUAUCUAUCUAUCUAUCCCGUCUGUUCGUAUCUAUCUAUCUAUCUAUCUACGGGGUCUUCUUAGCAACAUUAUUUUCUUUUUAUCACCCCCACUACAAAUACAAAUUUUCCAGACAGGAACUCCCUCCAUCCUUGCAACCUGAGAUCGACAUCAUCUGGUCUUCCAUUUCUCUCUCUCUCUCUCUCUCUCUGCCUUUAUGCAGCAUCGCUGGGGAAAUUCCAGUAUAG
Messenger RNA from Acanthosepion pharaonis, 513 nucleotides. NCBI's taxonomy places the organism in Eukaryota, Metazoa, Mollusca, Cephalopoda, Sepiida, Sepiidae. The record is from the annotation of a GenBank genome assembly.